This is a messenger RNA of Musca vetustissima, 504 nucleotides long. RefSeq lists its product as uncharacterized. Lineage: Eukaryota; Metazoa; Arthropoda; Insecta; Diptera; Muscidae. The transcript is spliced from 2 exons. The coding region runs from base 1 to 504 and encodes 167 amino acids. The record is from RefSeq and is a predicted model, not a curated record.
AUGGGUUCUACUGCUUUCUUGCGUUUUCUUAGGGGUACAGGAUGUACGGGUUGUGAUGGCAUAGUUUCCAAUUUUGAUGUCAAUAGUUUAAACAGUUCAUUUGUUUCAAAUAAUUUGGCUACUCGUGAUUUAGACUUUCGUUAUUUCGGUGAAUCAGAUAACGCAUUUUCCUUCAGUUGUGUUGGUAUUGAUGAUGUGGCUAUUGCUCUAAAUAAUAUUAAAUCUAAAUCCAUUGGCAUUGAUGGAAUACCUGUUGAUUUCAUUAAACAUAUUUUCCCAUAUAUUUCUAAUAUGAUUCUUGAUCUGAUAAACACAAUUUUAACAUCGUCGCUGUAUCCGACCCUUUGGAAGAAAGCUCGUGGUGUUCCAAUUCCCAAAGCCCAUAUUGUUAAUGGUCCUGAAGAUCUCAGACCUAUUUCUAUUUUGCCGGUAUUGUCGAAAAUGACUUUUACCUCAUCUUCAAUGAUAAUCAGCUUUCUCCUUAUGAUUUUGAGCGUUAUGUAA